ACGCAUCAUUCCACCAUGAAGACCUUAGUCGUGCUCGCCGUCUGCUUCGUUGUGGCCCAGUGGGCGUACGGUGAGAAAAUUGCCGCGUGGCGUAACCUGACGUCCUUCACCGAUGAGCAAAAGGAGAAGUUGAAGAAGCACAAGUCAGAAUGCCUAUCGGAGACGAAGGUGGAAGAAGCGUUGGUGAACAAGGUGAAGACUGGUGAUUACAAGACCGAAAAUGAUGCCCUGAAGAAGUACGCCCUCUGCAUGAUGAUCAAGUCGGAGCUGAUGACCAAGGAGGGCAAGUUCAAGAAGGACGUCGCCCUGGCUAAAGUUCCCAACCCAGCUGAUAAGCCAGCGGUAGAGAAGGUGAUCGACGCCUGUCUAGCCAACAAAGGGAACACCCCCCACCAGACAGCCUGGAACUACGUCAAGUGCUACUACGAAAAGGACCCCAAACACGCCAUUUUGACCCAAUAAGAGCUCCAAAUAGAGUAUCUUUUUGCUCAAGCUGCCUUCAAGAUUGGUGAUCCAUGGCCAAUGUCAUUUGUUCCUAUACUAGUCAGUUGAUAGUGACAUCAACAGUGACCUACGAAUCGGUCAAGUCAGUUAUGACCCCAAACUGACACUUAGCUUGAGCAAUUGAGAUAACCUGUUUAUUGAAAGGCAAAUACUUUGGUUCAUCAUCAUUGGCUUUAGUUAUCGAAGUAUCAACAUCAUCUAAAAACAUCAAUUUGUAACCUUUAUUUUCAAAAACCAUGUCAUAAUAGUUACAUGUUCUAUUACUACUAAAUUCAUCCAAGUGAAAUUAAAUACAGGGAACAAUUUGGUUGUAAAAUCUUUAUCAAUACGGUGACUGCCCAAGCGAAUUUAUUAAUUAGAGAAAUAAACAGUGGAAUUAUA
Messenger RNA from Ostrinia furnacalis (Asian corn borer), 885 nucleotides. Its product is annotated as general odorant-binding protein 56d-like. Gene Ontology annotation, biological process: sensory perception of smell. Gene Ontology annotation, molecular function: odorant binding. The coding region runs from base 16 to 462 and encodes 148 amino acids. The record is from RefSeq and is a predicted model, not a curated record. Lineage: Eukaryota; Metazoa; Arthropoda; Insecta; Lepidoptera; Crambidae. The transcript has 5 exons.